Adineta steineri is the source of this 804-nucleotide messenger RNA. The record is from the annotation of a GenBank genome assembly. Lineage: Eukaryota; Metazoa; Rotifera; Eurotatoria; Adinetida; Adinetidae.
AUGAUAUUAUUAAUUAUUUAUUAUGAUUAUUAUUGUAAUAAUCAAUUAGAAUCUGUUCAAGACUUAAUAGUUAAUAUUGAUCAUACACUUCAACUAUCUGAUGAACAACGACGAGUAUUUAAUGAUUUUUUACAAUCUGAGCAAUAUAUGAUUGGAUAUCCAGAAGAGAAUAACGAUCAGGAUAAAAAUUAUCUUAAUGAUUUAUUUAAAAUUGAUUGUCAAGAUGAACAACAACUACCUAUUCGUCAUACACUUGUUAAUCUUUUAGCAAUGAUUUUACUCAGUGGAAAAGAAAAUACUCUAUGGACAUUUGCAUUUCAACCAUUGAAACUUGAAAACACAUACGGUUUUGCAUCGACUGCAACUAACCCUAUUCAACGUACUUUGAUUCAUUAUGAUUGUGGGUGUGUGUUAUCUGAAAGAGGAGCAUUACUUCAGAAGUAUGGCGAAAAUACAUUCAGCAUUCCAGCAGUUUAUAUUGCAUAUUUUGCAACAUUUGGUGCUUUGGCUUGUCAUCAACCCGAUGAAAAUCCAUGGAUUCAACCAAUUUAUACGACAAUCAAUGAAGAACGUGAAGCUGAAAAAGAAUUUCAGCAGAAUAUUUUCUAUCCUACAUAUCAAAAACUAAACGAUCAUAAACAAAUCAUUAAUAUUUUGCAAUCAAAAACUGAAGUACAGAUAAAAUUACAAAAUUAUAUAACUCAAAUGCCUAUUCGAAUUGAAAUUAUUCAUUUUAAAACGGAAUUAUCUAAUCCAGAAUCAAUUAAAUUACCAUUAAAAAUUCCACGACAAUUAUUUGAUUAA